AUGUUCGGACCCGUCUGGGCAAUUUUUCUUUCGGCGCAAGAAGCGAUAAGGAAGGUUUUUUACUCUGAUGUCGACAGCAAGAAGGAAAAUGUUCGUAACUCAAGGUGAGGCAUUUUCUGGCCUUUCGGAGUGUCAAAAAGAACUUUUUUUUAACAUCGAUACUUUCGAAAGACAAAUUUCACAUGUCUGAAAUCAUUUUGCUCUCUUUUUAUAAGCUGUAUUUAUAUGGCGCUGAAUCUUUUUGGCGUAGUUAAUUAGAAGCAGCUCGAGACUUAAGCCGAAAAAAAAUCCGAUGGUUACGCCUUUAGCGCGAGAUAUUGGGCAGUUUCUUGUAGCUCAUUAAGGCUCAUGGAUCAACGGCUAGUCAAUCACUUAUUGGUGGAAAUGUUCAUAAUGUCACAAAAAAAAAAACAUUCUAAGGUUACACAAUAGACCUACUUAAAUAAAAAAAAGAGAAAUUGAAAACAUUCUUGCAAGAGAAGCAAACAUGAAAAAUUGCGAUAGUUUUUUCCGACGACCGGUCGUUUCGCCAACGCCUCUUAAGUCGUUUCCCUGACGUACUAUGUCAAACAAAACUUGGCGCUUGCCUUGCUCAAAAUACUCAGAGAUCAUAGUAGAUCCAUGGAAAUCCAGAAAGUAUCAGCUGAAGUGCUUAAUCCAGUAUGAAGGAAACAGUUCAACGCAAAGAUAAAAUGCGGGAAAGUAGACCGGGGCUCGAGCUUUAUUAACUCACACUUCUGCGUUUACUUGCAAAUUGUACUUUCAAAAGUGAGAGGAUUCAUGUAGUCUUAAAAGUUUAAUCUACGCAAACAAAGCAAGACAGUUAGGAUGCGAGAAAAAUAAACAUCGUACGGGACAUUAUUCUUCUUGAGUAAGAAGCUCACCUCAUAAAGGAAAAUAAUUUGGAUCUUAGUCCUCGAACUGACUAAAAAAAAGUAACAAUACACUAUUCUAUGACUUAUAAGCCUUAUAAUGCUCGCGAAUCAUAUCGAAUCCAUCUUUUAAUAAGGUUUUUACUUCUGGAUCACGACUGAAAGACAUUACGUUUGCCAGUUUGCAGUUCGGUCAGUUAGAGCACAAAAUUGAUGAAAAAUCAAAAAAGGCAACUUAGCAACUUGAAAAUUAUUUGUACCUAAAUCAAAUGCUUUAGACGCUGAUGAUAUUAGCAGUGUUCAGUUCAAGUCAAUGCGAGUGAAACUAGAAAAAAACCAGACUUCAACCAGGGCUUUAGACAUUGAGGAUCAAAAACUUCCAACGCUUUUGACAAAGAUGCUGAAGUAGCGUUUAAGUUCAAGUGUCAUGCUAGUGGAAGUAGAAAAUGAUCAAACUUCCAACGGCAGCUUUAGACACUGACGAUAAUAUAUGAACAGUGCUUACUUCUGAGAGUGUCUGCAAUUGAAACUAGAAAAUAACGAUCUUCCAAGUGUUCACUUCUGGGUGUUGUGCCCGGGGGCGGGGGGUACUUUAAAAAUUUCUGGGUGGGGAUGUGCCGCUGGGACCCUGGAACCCUUGACCUAUACCAGAGCUAGUUCAACUGAAUUUUGCUACCCUAUACUAGAGUGAGCUCCUUAAACCCCCCCUAUCCUGGAGUAGCUGUUUCCCUAGUCUAGAUCAAAUCUUCAACCAACUGACCAGUUUCCUCAAAAAUGAUACCCUAUUCUAGAGCCAAAUGCUCUGAUUUAUAUACCCUAUCCAAGAGUAAACUGCUUGAAAACCAUACCCAUCACAGCGGCACAUACUCGUACAGCCCAUAUAUGGCAGCACCCCCCCCCGCCCCCGCCCCCCGGGUGUUGUGCAAUUGAAAAUAGAAAAUAACCAAACUUUCAGAGCUUUAGACAUUGAUGAUUGUAGAAAAUAGUAAAAUAACCAAACUUCCCAGUGCUUUAGACACUGAUGAAGACUAUAAUAGCACUGCUCACUUCUGAGAAUGUCAUGCAAGAGAAACAAAGACACUGAUUAAUGAUCUAAUCACAAUGAUAAUACUAACGAUUGGUAUUUUGUAGGAUUGACAAGCAGGUCAGUGACCACACUGAACUCAAUGCUGAGGCAGCUGAGUUCAUACCAGCCACGAAGGUUUGUGUUAUGGCUACCUGAAAAAUAAUGUGAGCAAAACAAAACAUUAAACCUAGUACACAAAAUAACAUCAUUAAUUUGGUGGAUAGUAUAUAAUUAUGUUCUGUUUGAACAUCCCCACCUAUAUUUGCCACACAAGAGGGAGGGUAGGAAGGGGCAAUGUCAGAGCGAAUUGGACGUUGAAUAUGUCAUUAUUUUAUAGUGUUGUUUGACAAAAUCAAGAAAGAGUGAGAACUAGUGCAAGAUAGGUGAAAUUAAUCAAAACUAUUUCUUCCCCUCAGAUGAUCAAAGUUAAAUCAGAUUAAAGUAACCUUGCAUAAUUUUUGUUUAUAAAGCUGUCAGAAAUUCCAACCGUGGAUGUUGAGGGAAAGGACAAAGAGAAUACAAGGUAUGAUCGUAGAUAGUUACCAGAGUACACUGUAUUUUUUUAUUUCUCUACCCUGCCAGUGUUAAGAUCUUAACAGCACAUUUGGGGUGAUGCCUAUCACACAACUGGCAAAAUUGCUGGCUGGUCAUCACAGACAUAACAGCCACUCAAAGAAAAUGACUUGUUCUCCACACAUCCUUUCCCUGAUUGCUCAAAAUGCACUAAAAUUUUGUAGGAACCCAAUUAUAGUUUUCCCCAAUAAGAUCCCCAGAGGGAGGGGGGAAAAACUAGUCUAAAUCUCCUCCUCCAUCUACAAGUACCCCUACAUGCUGGUGCCUUUUGACCAAACGGCACCCCCCCAAAAGUCUACCUAUACAUCUAAAGGCUAAAAUUUCCUGAUGUAAAAAAUUACAUGAAACUGCAGAGAGACAAAUGUGAUGACUUGAAUGCCAUACAGGCUGUACCUUUGGUUGGCCUUGAUUCAUGCUAAAAAACCCAUUUAAGUACCGUAAAAUGUUUGUUUACAGGUAGAUAUGCCUAUCACAGGCUGUUUGGUCAAAAGGCACCGGCAAGAGAAACAAAGACACUGAUUAAUGAUCUUAAAUGACAAUGAUAAUACUAACGAUUGGUAUUUUGUAGGAUUGACAAGCAGUUCAGUGACCACACUGAACUCAGUGCUGAGGCAGCUGAGUUCAUACCAGCCAUGGAGGUUUGUGUUAUGACUACCUGAAAAAUAAUGUGAGCAAAACAAAACAUUAAACCUAGUACACAAAAUAACAUCAUUAAUUUGGUGGAUUAGUAUAUAUGUUCUGUUUGAACAUCCCCACCUAUAUUUGCCACGAAGGGGGAGGGGAGGAAGGGGCAAUGUCACAGCAAAUUGCACCUUGAAUAUAUUAUUAGUUUCUAGUGUCGUUUGAGAAAAUCAAGAAAGAGUGAGAACUAGUGCAAGAUAGGUGAAAUUAAUCAAAACUAUUUCUUCUCCUCAGAUGAUCAAAGUUAAAUCAGAUUAAAGUAACCCUGCAUAAUUUUUGUUUAUAAAGCUGUCAGAAAUUCCAACCGUGGACAUUGAGGGAAAGGACAAAGAGAAUACAAGGUGCGAUCGUAGAUAGUUACCAGAGUACACUGUAUUUUUUUAUUUCUCUACCCUGCCAGUGUUAAGAUCUUAACAGCACAUUUGGGGUGAUGCCUAUCACACAACUGGAAAAAAUUGCUAGCUGGUCGUCACAGACAUAUUAACAGCCACUCAAAGAAAAUGACUUGUUCUCCACACAUCCGUUCCCUGAUUGCUCAAAAUGCACUAAAUUUUGUAGGAACCCAAUUAUAGUUUUCCCCAGUAAGAUCCCCAGAGGGAGGGGGGAAAAACUAGUCUAAAUCUCCUCCUCCAUCUACAAGUACCCCUACAUGCUGAUGCCUUUUGACCAAACGGCCCCCCCCCCCAAAAGUCUACCUAUACAUCUAAAGGCUAAAAUUUCCUGAUGUAAAAAAUUACAUGAAACUGCAGAGAGACAAAUGUGAUGACUUGAAUGCCAUACAGGCUGUACCUUUGGUUGGCCUUGAUUCAUGCUAAAAACCCAUUAAAGUACCGUAAAAUGUUUGUUUACAGAAAGAUAUGCCUAUCACAGGCUGUUUGGUCAAAAGGCACCGGCAAGAGAAACAAAGACAGUGAGAUUAAUGAUCUUAAAUCACAAUGAUAAUACUAACGAUUGGUAUUUUGUAGGAUUGACAAGCAGUUCAGUGACCACAUGGAACUCAAUGCUGAGGCAGCUGAGUUCAUACCAGCCAUGGAGGUUUGUGUUAUGACUACCUGAAAAAUAAUGUGAGCAAAACAAAACAUUAAACCUAGUACACAAAAUAACGUCAUUAAUUUGGUGGAUUAGUAUAUAUGUUCUGUUUGAACAUCCCUACCUAUAUUUGCCACAGAAGCGGGAGGGGAGGAAGGGGCAAUUAAUGUCACAGCAAAUUGCACCUUGAAUAUAUUCUUAGUUUCUAGUGUCGUUUGAGAAAAUCAAGAAAGAGUGAGAACUAUAGUGCAAGAUUGGUGAAAUUAAUCAAAACUAUUUCUUCCCCUCAGAUGAUCAAAGUUAAAUCAGAUUAAAGUAACCCUGCAUAAUUUUUGUUUAUAAAGCUGUCAGAAAUUUCAACCGUGGACAUUGAGGGAAAGGACAAAGAGAAUACAAGGUGCGAUCGUAGAUAGUUACCAGAGUACACUGUAUUUUUUUAUUUCUCUACCCUGCCAGUGUUAAGAUCUUAACAGCACAUUUGGGGUGAUGCCUAUCACACAACUGGCAAAAUUGCUGGCUGGUCGUCACAGACAUAACAGCCACUCAAAGAAAAUGACUUGUUCUCCACACAUCCUUUCCCUGAUUGCUCAAAAUGCACUAAAAUUUUGUAGGAACCCAAUUAUAGUUUUCCCCAGUAAGAUCCCCAGAGGGAGGGGGGAAAAUCUAGUCUAAAUCUCCUCCUCCAUCUACAAGUACCCCUACAUGCUGGUGUCUUUUGACCAAACGGCCCCCCCAAAAGUCUACCUAUACAUCUAAAGGCUAAAAUUUCCUGGUGUAAAAAAUUACAUGAAACUGCAGAGAGACAAAUGUGAUGACCUGAAUGCCAUACAGGCUGUACCUUUGGUUGGCCUUGAUUUAUGCUAAACACCAAUUAAAGUACCGUAAAAUGUUUGUUUACAGGUAGAUAUGCCUAUCACAGGGAGUUUAAUAUUAUUGUAAAUAUAGAAUACCAUAAUUUUACACUGUUGUUUACUUCAAGAUGAUGCCAAUUUUAAAAACUUCACCAGGAACGAAAUGGAUAAAUUAAUGGGUUUGAAGAUUGAAAUUUAUUUCAACAGAACUGAAGACAUUAUUGUACAAAGCCAUUUAAACCCAGAAGCUCAGGUCUUUGUCCCAUCUGUGAAGGUAUGUAUUUUCAUAAAACAAGUUUAAAAAAACAAUAACUUGAAAGAAAGUAUCAUGGGUAUGUGGCCGUUGCCAUUGGGGAGCAUUCAUACACCAUCAGUUUCUCCUCAAUAAAAUAUCAUUUAUAUAACAUCUUACUAGUAAUAUUAAAGAACAAAAAAAAGUAAGUUAAAGAUCCCACUGCCACUUUCAAAGAAAUUAUUAAUAUGAAAACAACCAUAGAAUAUUGAGAAUGAGGAUUAACAAACUUCACUGCCUUAAUAACUGUAAGCUUUUUACUUUUCCAUAUUACAUACAUAUACAGUAUUAAUUUGUUUAUUUGAUCACAUUGUUUUUAAAUUUGCUUCAAUUGAAAUAAAGCAAUAUCAGGGCGAACACGAGACACAGAAAGCUAGUGGUAUAGGUCUUUAUAAAAGUUCUCAAAAAAAUAAGGGUAAUUUUCCACUGGCUGAGUGUAACAAAUUAAGUGGAAAAUGUAUUUCUCACACACCGCUGGGAGCCUGGGUAUAGGUCAUGUGACUGUAGGGCAGGCAGUUGCUUUUGUUGCGUCCGCCAUUACUGACCUUCCCACCCACCCACCCUAAGAUUUCACUUUUGUAUGCUGUUUAAUGCACGGUGCAACUUUGUAGUUUUGUUAGCGUCCUACCUUUCUGAGGUUAUGAUAUGUAUGCAUUUUUUGACUUUAAAAUAAAGGUCAGGCUGCGGCGGUCAGCUUGGCAUGGCUACCAGUGGCGUGUGAGAAUUUCAAUUAUUUGUGGUCAAAUUAAAAACAAUAUUUAAUUAUAAAUUAUUAGCCUGCUGUUAUGCAGGUGAAAAUAAGCAUACUGACAAGUCAAGUAAAUUACUUUAAACCCUAAAACCAGAUAGGAUUCAAACAAUACAGAGGAUGAUGACAAUACGUGUUCUCUAGCUACCAGUAUUAGUAGUCAAUAAAAGUUCAUCUGUCCUUGAUUGACUUCUUGGUGUUUCCUGUUCUAGCCACUUACUACUGAUCAGAGGCCUUUAAGUAGCAGGUAAGACACAAAACUUGCUUCUAAUAACAACUGGUAAUAACCAAAGGUUAGGAAGAGAGUCAUCCUUGGAGACCUGGGGGUGUUCAGUCGGGUCGGGAAAAAAGGUGGAAAAAAUUUUUAAAAAUGGUUGAGAGACCCUCAUGGUGCUUGUUCUUGAAAACUUUCACCACCAUUUUUCUCGACCUCAGUGACCACCUCUACGGGUCUCCAAGGAUAAAAUUGUGUGGGUAAGAUUAUAAUGAACUUAACACUAUUGCUCCAACACUGUAAUAGCAACCAGGGGCCGGUUGCUCGAAGCCCGGUUAGCGCUAACCCUUGGUUAAGAGGUAUCAAAAUGUAUAGGUUUCCAUGGUAUUUAACGCUGGUUAGCACUAACCAUGCUUCGAGCAACCCGGGCCAUGCCAGGAGGUUAUAAUUUGCAGGCUUCUCUACAUACAGGUGUAUUUAUAGUUAACCGCAAUUAUUUGUCGCAUUGUUUCCCUGGAACCUAUAUUGUCCUAUGCUGAAGAUCAUCUAAACUACCAGUUUUGACCAAAGUGACAAGUCUUUUUCAGUUUAAGAUUAUUUGUAAAUAAAGAAUACCAUGAUUGAUUUUUUUAUGCUGCUGUUUACCUCAAGACAAUGCCAAUUUCCUAAAAAUUAUCUUCACCAUGAAUGAAAUGAAUAAAUUUCUGGGUUUGAAAAAUAAAAUUUAUUUUAACAGAACUGAAGACAUUAUUCUACAAAGCCAAUUAAACCCAGAAGCUCAGGUCUUUGUCCCAUCUGUGAAGGUUUGUAUUUCCACAAAACAAGUUUAAGAUAAUAAUAACUUUCAAAAAAGUUAAUCAUGGGUAUGCGGCUUAAUUGCCAUUCUGGAGCACUCAUACGCCAUCAGUUUCUCCUCAAUAAAAUAUCAUUUAAUAUAAUAUCUUACAUGUACAUGUAAUUACCAAAGAACAACAAAAAGAAAGUUAAAGUUCUCCCUUCCACUUUUAAAGAAAUUAUUUGUGUUAUUAUGAAAACAAAUAACCAUAGAAUACCAAGAAAUUAUGAGGAUUAACAAACUUCAGUGCUUAAAUAACUGUAAGUUUUUGCCUUACCGAUCAUAUCCUGAGGAGCAUCUUAUAAAGGGAAAGGCUUAUUGUCUGACCAUGGCAACAAUUUUACAGCCACAAAACACAUCAUGUGUUGUUAUUGUUUGUAAUGUGUGACUUUUUCGCUUUUGUUUUGAGAGUGAAAGCACCGUAAUUAGUAACUUCUGGAAGCAAAUUGUUGUAAGAACAGCGAACAUGGUCAACAAAAUUUUCCCGUAAUUCUGGGUGCGCCUUAUAAAAGGGUAUUUAGGUGAAAUUUUGAUUUUGCUUACUUGUCACAAUCGUCUUCGAAAGUUUAGGGUGCGUCUUAUAACCGAGUGCGCCUUAUAAGUAAAUAAAUACGGUAUUUAGGAAAGAAGAUACUUAAAUAUACAUGUAGUAGUAAAUUAAAGGAUUUUUUUUCUGUGCAUACUGCAAACAGUUAUCUUCUUCUUGUUUUAAUUUGCCGGUACUGUAUUUCACAAACAUUUCCACAAAAUUUUAUGGAUAGUAAGUUGUGGUCCCUCAAUUCUCUGAAAUCUAGAAGAACAUCUGAAGUAUAUUUCAAAAUGUUACAGAAAAGAAAAAGAAAGUUUCAAUUUAAAUUUUGCUGACCAAUUUUUGUCUGACAGAAUUUCAGCAGAGCUAGACUGUGUGAAAAUGAGCACAGAGCACAACAACCGACAACAUACAUUAUGAGACCUGCAUGCGUUGAUCCCAGUUAUCAGUCAAGGCCAGCUCCCCCUCAAUAUCACUACCAGCAAGGUUUGUAA
Molecule: messenger RNA, 8184 nt
Organism: Porites lobata
Lineage: Eukaryota; Metazoa; Cnidaria; Anthozoa; Scleractinia; Poritidae
Source: the annotation of a GenBank genome assembly